GAAGUUGUGGCGUUGUUAGGCUGGCCUUAUGUCUCUCGAGGGCCUGGCCAGGUGAAGGAAGAUGGCGGAGAGCGGCAAGACGAAAAGUGGCCCGGCGGCUCCUCCCAGCGGCGUCGGCGCUGCUGCUUCGGCUGGGGGCGCCGGCAAGGCCAUGACGGCGGAGCAGGUACCGGGGAGGGGCGAGGAAAGGGAGUGCCUUUGAGCAUGUGCAGAGUUCCCCUUCCCGGGAGGAGAUGCGUCAAGUCACGACGUCCAACAGCCCGAACCCGUAGCCCGCUUUGGCCUCCGCGUGUUUCGCGGGAGGGUUUCUGAGCAUGUGCAGAGCGAAGGGUGCCGUUAUUAGGGGUGGCGCCGCUCCUGUGGACGUUGUAGUGGUGGAGAAAAGACACUCGGAAUCUUUUUAACUUUUCCUCCGAGCAGUCCUAAUAAUAAUAAUAAUCACCACCAUCAUCAUUGUUGCAAUUUUUUACCCACCUUUCAUCCCAAGGCCCUAGGACGGAUUGCAACAAUUAAAACAAUAUCAGUAUUAAAGCACAAUAUUAAAAGACAGGUUAAAACAACAUAGAUAUGACUCCCAAUAGGAAGGAAAAGCUUCAGCUACUUAGGCAUUCAGGUUACCUGUAAUUUAAACGCAUUAUAGCAAAGUAUGGAAAUCAAUAAAUAUGGUUAUAUGAUGCUGGAAGAAAAUGAAAUUUUCUAUCACGGACUGACUGGCCGAAACUAAAAUUAUACUUAUUCCACCAGCCCAUAAGUCCAAAUGGCAAAGAAAACAACAUAGUCAUAUUUCAAUCAGACCAACGAUGCAUUAAAAAAAAUUGCUGUUUGUUCACAGAACUGUUGGAGGAUGGGGAUUCCAAAAUCUAAACUGCUAAUAAAACACAUGUCAACUUAGCACAUGACAGACAUAAUAUUUGGCAAUAAGGGAAUUCAGUGGAGCAGGUUAACGAACUUAGAAGUAAAUGGUGUCCCUAUAAAAGUAAUACAUUUUUUAAAAAAUCUGCUCUUUACAUUCACAACUUUCAAGUUUUUGGUCCCAGGCCUCUCACCCAUUAUUCCAUUACAGUUCCACCCAGUUUUCAAAAAUAAAUAUAGAGACCAUAAUACAGUUAGAUACCUGAAAAAACGCACAAUUGUAUUGUCUGAAAUAAUUUUUACAAAGAUGGACAACUGCUUACCAUUAAUGAAAUGCAAAUUCAGGUGGGAAAUGUUCAAAUAUGUCCUUUUUAACUAUGUAUGUAUGUAUGUAUGUAUGUAUAUAUGUAUUAUACUGCCCUUCAUCUGAGGAUCACAGGCUGGUUUACGAUAUAAAAGCAUAAGAAAUGCAUAACAUAGUAACAAACAAAAACAAUACCAUCCACAAUCUUCCCUUUCCAGUUUAAAAGGCCAUACAAACCAAACAUUUCUCCCACGUGUUAGAGAGGAUGUCCCAUUAGAGGGACAUAUCAACACAUGUGGUGAGGGUGUCCAAAAAUUGAAAAGUUCUGGGAAAAUUAUUUACAGAAAUAUCUUUUGUCACAAGGCAGACAACCCCCAUGACCCCAGGACUUGUAUAAUCACAAUAUGUUGCAAAUUAAAAGCAAGAUCUCAUAAUACAUCUAUUAGCCACUGCAAGGACAGCCAUUGCUAGGACAUGGAAAUCAUCACAGUUAUUAACUAUGGACCAAUGGUAUUAUGCAAUUUGUCAAACAACAUUAUUUGAAAAAGUGACACAAAAAUUAAAAUUAGCAAGAAGCCCAAAGAAGCAUGACAAUUUGUAUGCAGUAUACACAAAUACUGGGGCAUAUGGCAAAACAGUACCAAUAUAAUUUUGGUAUAUAUAUUUUGACACAAUUUUGUUACUAUAUUCAGAAAUGCUUUUCUGAGUGUUUAUUGUUUAAUCUUUAUUUUUAUAUAAUUUUUGCAUGCCAUAUCCUCUAAUGUAAAUGUAUAUCUCAAUGCAACCAUGUUAAACAGUUUAAAGAUGAACAUUAAUAAAAACUAUCUUGCCAAAAAAAACCCCAAACAAACCACCCUUAGGUAUGGCGUACACGUUUUCUUUUCUCAGUUGGUCUAAUCCUAGGGCUGUGGGAUGGAAUGAUUUGAAAGUCCAGAGAUCCAUGAGCAAAAUACUCCACCUUAGCAGUGAUUCAGGAGGGUUUAGGUAGGAAUGGUUGUGAUGUAUACUGCAGCCUCAGUUGGCAAUUCAAGUAAAACAUGGCAGGUUUCUAACCCCAAGGAACCUUAUAAUCUAAAGUAUGAGAGUGGGGAAAGUAAAAGCAGCAAGGGCCAAUGUGAAUAGUCCCUGUGUCCAUGCUAACUUGGUUGUGGCUGGUGCAAGCCCUUGCCUGCUGUGACUGACCUUUCUCCCCUUCUAGGUGGUAGCUGGAUUUAACCGUCUGCGUCAGGAGCAGCGAGGUCUAGCCUCAAAGGCAGCUGAGCUGGAGAUGGAGCUGAAUGAGCACAAGUAAGCAGUGGAUUUGAACAUUGUUCCCCCUGCUAAUUUUGGAUAUUGCUGCUUGGUGGUUUUGCAGUUUUCUCUGUUCUUGCAAGCAGCCUUGCAAAUAGAAUUGAGAAAAAACAUCAGAAGAGUCUGGCUGGUGGAUCAGGCUAAGGGGGAGGGGUCUAGUCCAGCAUCCUGUUGUCACAAUGGCCAACCAGAUGCCUCUGGGAAGCUUGUAAGCAGGAACAAGAUGCAACAAUACUUUUCCUACUUGUGCACCUCAGCAAGUGUUACUCAGAGGCAAACUGCCUCCAAUGGCGAACAUAGCCAUCAUGGCUAGUAGCCAUUGAUACCCUUCACAACUUCCCCACAACCACCCAGUGAACUUUGCCUUGUUUGUAUCUUUGAACGAAAGUGCUCCCAAUUCAGAGUUUUGACUGCUAGAUUUGGAAAUAAUAAAAUAGCAGCACAGCGAUGUGUCAUGUCUUUCCCUGCAGUCUUGAGGCUGUUGGUCACAAGUAUACUUCCUGGCUGUGUGGAUUUCUAGAUCCUUUGAUACUGUCCUUAUCAUAAGCUGGUGUACAAUGCUAAGAUAUUCUGCCUUUCUUCCACUUUGCAGGCUGGUAAUUGAAACACUCCGAGAAGUGGACCCUACUAGGAAAUGUUACCGGAUGGUGGGAGGUGUGUUGGUAGAACGCACUGUGAAAGAAGUUCUCCCAGCCUUGGAAAAUAACAAAGAGCAGGUAAUGCCUCUGCAGACAGUGGGCAGACUCCCUGCUUCUCCUUGGAACAGGGAAUGCCAUUAGCCUCAGCAAUACUUGCCUUUAGUUAUCAUGGCUAAAACUAGGGAGACCUAGGUUUGAAUUCCUGUUCAGCCAUGAAACUCAGUGGGGGUAAGUCACCUUGGGUCGGUCACCUUCUCUAAGCCUAAUCUACCUCACAGGGUUGUUGUGAGGCAAAAGGAGGGAAUUAAGUAUGCCAACUAAAUUCACUGAUAAUAAGGUGCAUAUAUAUAAGGAAAGCUAAUGAUAUAUAACUGAUUGUCAUUUCUGGCAUCUGAAGGCUAGAAAGAAAAGUAAGACCCAGCGUUUUUGCAGUUUACAAGACCUUCUCUAGCUGCUUGCCUGCUGCAGAUUUUUACUCACCAAAGGCCAUAGUGUGAGUGGAAGUUAAUGAACUUCACAUAAAACAUAUUGGUCUAUCAUCAGUAGAUCACAGUAGAGUUUGAGACUCUUAAUCUCAGGGUCAUAAAUUCAAGCCCAGCGUUGGGCAAAAUAUUCCUGCAUUGCAGGGGUUGGACUAGAUGAUCCACAGGGUCCCUUCCCACUCUACAAUUCUAUGAUUUUAUGACUUGUUUUUAAUAUAUAUAUAUAUAUAUAUAUAUAUAUAUAUAUAUAUAUAUAUGCAUGCUGUUUUCAAUUCUUUUGUUUGCCACCAUUUGUCAUUCUUGGCCACUGCUGAAGAAUAAGUGAAAAGUAAUCAAAUGUCCAGGUGUUUUUGUGUGAGUAGAGAUUCUUCAUUAUGCAACUUGGUUAUAUUUCUUUCCUGCUUCCACUGCUACCCAAAUUCUCAGAGAGAAUGUGAAAACAAUAAUAAUAAUUAAUAAUAAUUUAUUAUUUAUACCCUGCCCAUCUGGCUGAGUUUCCCCAGCCACUCUGGGCGGCUUCCAAUCACGUGUUAAAAACAAUACAGCAUUAAAUAUUAAAAACUUCCCUAAACAGGGCUGCCUUCAGAUGUCUUUUAAAAAGAAGAUAGCUGCUUAUUUCCUUCACAUCUGAAGGGAGGGCGUUCCACAGGGCAGGCGCCACUACCGAGAAGGCCCUCUGUCUGGUUCCCUGUAACCUCACUUCUCGCAAUGAGGGAACCGCCAGAAGGACCUCGGUGCUGGACCUCAAUGUCCGGGCUGAACGAUGGGGGUGGAGACGCUCCUUCAGGUAUACAGGACCAAGGCCGUUUAGGGUUUUAAAGGUCAGCACCAACACUUUGAAUUGUGCUCGGAAACAACUCAGUCAUGACUUGGGCCCAGGCUCCCUGAAAGAUCAUGUCUCCCUAAGAUCCUUAGGUGAGCCCCUUCUCUCAGUUCCAUCAACUUUGCCACCCUUCUGCCCUCCAGAUAUUUUGCAGUACAGCUCCCAUCAACCACUGCAUCGUAACACAAUGCUGGCUGGCACUGAUGGGAGUUGUAGCAUUGCGUAUGGAAGAGCUGUUCUAGAUAGUGAUGUGUUAAAUGAUGGUGCUGGAAAACAGCAGAAGGUUCCCAGACUGUGGUCUGUGGCCCACCAGUGGCCCCAAAACUUCAUUCAGAUGGCCUACGGUGCAUCUGUAAAAAUACAAAUGAAAACCAUACAGCAUCUAGCACAGUAAAUUAUAAUUGCUACAACAGGCAGAAAAAAUCAUUUAAGUAAUCCACCAAGAUCCUCAAGCAAUUUUCAAGUGCUCCAUGAGGGGGUAAGUGGGGAACUGACUGCCUUCUAUUUACUUUAGCCUUUGACACUUAAGAUGUGUAUUUUCACACCAGGCCCUGUCACCUCUUCCUGGGCUACACCCCCCCCCACUCCAUGCCCUCCUCCAGUGCUCUUGCCUGACUGGAAUGUGUCCUUGAACCCUGUUCAUGCCUCUUUGCUGCCUGGAGGGAGGAUGGAGAGAGAUACCAUAUUUUUCGCUCUAUAGGACAAACAUAGGAGGGGGAGAACAGGGGGGAAUUUUUUUUUUUUAUUGUUCUCCCCCUCUAAAACAAGGUGCGUUCAAGGUGCAUUCACCCAAAGCCUCCGGAGCGCAGCGGGGGUUCCCGCUGCGCUCUGGAGGCUUCAGGCGGCUACCAUCCCCAAGCUAGAACAGCAAGUCUGUCUCGCUGUUCUGGAUUGGGAACAGCCUUUCUAGCCUCUGCAGGGCAGUGGGGUGUCUUGACCCCGCUGCCCUGCAGAGGCUUUGCGCGCAGCCAUCCCCAAGGUAGAAGAGUGAGACGGAGCCCUCCGUCUCGCUGUUCUGGCUUGGGAACAGCCUUUCUAGCCUCUGCAGGGCAGCGGGGUGAAGGCACCCCGCUGCCCUGCAGAGACUUUGCGCACAGCCAUCCCCAAGCUAGAACAGCGAAAAGGAGCGCUCUGCAGCGCUCCGUCUCCCUGUUCUGGCUUUGGGCUUAGCCGCGCAGCCUGCAUUCGCUCUAUAGGACGCACACACAUUUCCCCUUAAUUUUUGGAGGGGAAAAAGUGCGUCCUAUAGAGUGAAAAAUACGGUACAGUGGUGCCUCGCAAGACAAAAUUAAUCCGUUCCGCGAGUCUCUUCGUCUUGCGGUUUUUUCGUCUUGCGAAGCACGGCUAUUAGCGGCUUAACGGCUUAGCGGCUUUAAGAAAAAGGAAACAAACUCGCAAGAACUCGCAAGACGUUUCGUCUUGCAAAGCAAGCCCAUAGGGAAAUUCGUCUUGCGGAACGACUCAAAAAACGGAAAACUCUUUCGUCUAGCGAGUUUUUCGUCUUGCGAGGCAUUCGUCUUGUGGGGCACCACUGUAUGUAUGGAGUGGGUGUCAAAAGUCUCUUGUGUUUUCAGUCUACUGUAUAAAGAGAAGAGUCAUAUCCAUUGUGCUGCCCACUUUUCACUCUGGCUUCACCCGCUCCUGGAAGGUUGCCCACAACAGAAUUCUUAAAAGAGAUUUUUGAAAUGUCAAGACGGUUUAUAAAUGCCUUUAGAAUGGAUAAAUAAAUGCAAAGUGAUCUUGGGAGGAUGUCGGGGAGCUCAGAGCCCUCAUUUGCCGCUCCCCAGAUAAAAUGUUCCAUCUUUCCCGUCCUGACUCUCCUUCCCUGUUUGCAGAUCAACAAGAUCAUCGAGACCUUGACCCAGCAGCUGCAGACGAAAGGGCGGGAGCUGAACGAGUUCCGGGAAAAACACAACAUCCGCCUGAUGGGCGAGGACGACCAGAAGGCUCCCUCCAAGGACAGCGCUGAGGGGUCAGGCGGCAAGGCCAGCUCCACAGGGGUCCUCGUUUCCUAGUGGGUGCAGCAGCCGUCUCUCAAAGGACUUUUUUACCGCCUCUCGCUCUACAGUUGUGGCUCUUGACCUCAAAAGGCUUAACUUUAUUAUUAUUUUGGUGUCAACUCUGACAAUAUUUUUUGUUAAAUAAAACUUUUUGGUGUGUCACAU
Molecule: messenger RNA, 6554 nt
Organism: Podarcis lilfordi (Lilford's wall lizard)
Lineage: Eukaryota; Metazoa; Chordata; Lepidosauria; Squamata; Lacertidae
Source: the annotation of a GenBank genome assembly